Molecule: messenger RNA, 3016 nt
Organism: Notolabrus celidotus (New Zealand spotty)
Lineage: Eukaryota; Metazoa; Chordata; Actinopteri; Labriformes; Labridae
Gene: il21r.1
Product: interleukin 21 receptor, tandem duplicate 1
Exons: 11
Coding region: 479-2122 (547 amino acids)
Biological process (GO): cytokine-mediated signaling pathway; immunoglobulin mediated immune response
Cellular component (GO): external side of plasma membrane
Molecular function (GO): protein binding; cytokine receptor activity
Source: RefSeq, a predicted model, not a curated record
AGACACAGGUCAUAUCAAAUCAAUCUAUGGAAUGCAGUCCCACAUAUUUUACCUUUGUCUGUUGACACUGUGGCAAAAACAUUAGUUUGAAUUAACAUGCUUAAUCGGUAAGCAAGUUAAUUUCUGUUCUCGGCUUGUCUGCAGAGUCGGGGAGAUCCUGUUCUACAAUCCAGGCAAUGGCGUCAGAGCUGCCUUACCUCCAUCUGUCUGUGAAGUGUGAAGGUAGCAUAUUCUACUACUUGCGCGACUCCAGUUGAGCAGCGUGGAUCCCUGCUCAAAAAGUGAAACAUAUGCACUUACAGGCCAGCGAAGUCAACCAACCUUUGGAUAAGGAGAAGUGGAUUGCAUGACUCUUAAGAACAAAGACACGCGUGCAUCAGUGAUGCUGUUAGCUGGUUGACUGGUUAUUUGGCUGAAGUUUAAAUUAAAAAAGUGUUUCUAAAGUCUAACAAGAGGCUGAAAACAGUGGGAUUUCCCCAUGGCUCUCAAAGCUGUCCUGCUGUUGCUGUCGGGCCUCGCUUUAUCCGUUCAUUGUGAAACAUCAUUCUGUAAUGUCACCUGCUCGACGGACUUCGAUGUCAUGGUGAACUGUUCCUGCUCAGCCUCUUUGCAGACAGACGUCCUCGUCACAGUCAUCUGCAGCGAUGAUUCAGGCCUCGAAGCCAAUGGCAGCUGUCAAAUCACACCGACGCAAUCCUGGUGCGUCAUGUACCCUGACAAUAUGGACGAUGUUACCUUUGUUGGAACGAUGUGCACCGCCAUGGUCACUCAACAAGGUGGUGACGUCCAGAUGAAUGAGUCGUCUGUAUGGGAGCUGAGUCAUGUUGUCAAAACUCUGCCUCCCUUCGAUGUGCAGAUGACAGACAGUGACGGUUUUUACAACAUCACUUGGGAGCACGACAACGGAGACAACUUGCUCACAUACAGAGUGCGCAUAAGAGAGAGCAGCGACUUGUCCAAGGAUCCAGCUCUUUUGUCUACAGCCAAAGCAAAGCACUUUCUGUUCAAGCACAUGAAGCUGCAGCCUCAUGUCACCUAUACUGUGGAUGUGGGGGCCAAAAUGGAUCCUGAUAACCUCUAUUUGGGUCCGUGGAGUGAGUGGAGCUCCUCUACUGAGUGGAGGACUGUGGGAAGUUCAGAGGAGAUUAAAGGAUUUAAUAAAAUGUGGUGCUUUGCCCUCCUGGUCUUCCUCGCUGUCUUUGGGUUCUUCAUAUAUAUACAGAAAACAUAUCUGCAGAAAAAACUCCACCUGAUCACAUACAUCCCCACCCCAGAUGAGUUCUUCAAGCCGCUCUACCACAACUAUGGAGGGAAUUUUAAGGAGUGGGGGAAACCUGCAUUCAGUGAGUACGACUACCUGAAGAUCAACGCACAUGUUCAGAAGAAGAGCGAGAAGGAGCCGGAUGACUUCGAGUGGAAGAAUGAGAAACAGAGUUUCAGGGAGGACAGCGAGAUUAAACAAGCGGGUCACUUCCUCCACAUGCUGCAGCCUCACAGCAACUCGCUGCCGUUCCUCCAGGACGGUGGCAGCUCUCAGAGUGCAGGUCACUCCAGUGGACACGUCUCCAUCCAUACUGUAACCCUGUCAGGAGAAGAAGAGUUUGAGGAGGAGGUCCGGUCGAGGAGCUCUGUGAACACGCUCAGGAGUUACAGAGAUGGAGAAAGCUUUGGUUCAUUUGGGGACGACAACAUAGAACAUCCUCACUACGAUUUAGAAGAACAUCGAAUAUCUGGGUUGCAUGGACAAAGUGGGAUGCUACCACAGCGGGAUAACCAAUUAUCCAAUGACUUAUCAGUGGGGAGUGUAAACUUUGAGCCACAUGCCCAGAUUAAUGAAGCAGAGAGGGUAUCACUGGACUCAUUCGUCUCACAUGAGCAGUCAGAAGACGGCUACCCUCAUGUGGACCUGGACACCAUUGAUAGUGGUUUUGGAGAGUGCAGCAGCCCUGGAGCUUCAGACUCAAGCAUAGCAGAGCAGAUGGAUUUGUUUCAGGAGCACAAGAGCUCAAACUCUAACUAUGUUAAGCAGUGGAUGUUCUGUAGCACUAUUCCAGAGGACUCAAACACAGACAAUGAAAUACAUGAAUCACAUGAAACACAUGAAUCACACGAAUCACUGUGACUGAUGAAGCAGAUGAACUCUUAGAAGUGGACAAAUAUUUUAAAGAGGGACAUUUUCAUCGUCAUAUUUGCAAUAAUAGUGUGACAAAUAGAGAAGUGGACUAUAUGUCUCAGCUCACUUUGCUGUAAAUAAUGUAAUUAAAUCAGAUUUCAUUUGUAAACUUUGUAAUAUCUAUAAAGCUUUUUUUGUUAUUUCGUGUAAGCUGCACUGUGCAUUGUUGUUUUGAAUGUUUUAAGCCUUUUUCAGUUUAAUUGAAAACAAUCCAUCAAUUAUAAACUCACCAUUUGACAGAAAAGGACUGAGGACUUUGAAUUCACAAACGUGAUAAUCAUUUCAUAACUUUUUUAAUGCUCCAUCUGAGUCUGAAUUGAAUGUGUAUAAAUAUAUUACUCUUAUUUAAAGCAUCAGUUCACACUGAAACAGCCUGCGAUGAGUUAUUCUCACACUUCAGACUUCACAGGUUUUUGCAACACGGGAUCAAAUUGUUGCUUAAUGCAAUGACUGCUGGAGAAUGUUUUUUGUCUCAGCUUCAUAUUGUAAUGGUCAUGCAUGCUUCAUCAGCUUGUAUUGUAGCACCUGCAAGCAUGCUGCCUUAUCAAGAUGUCUGAUAAUGUCUGUUUUCCUUGCUGGUGCAUAUUUUCACUAACCACUGUAACCAUCUGUCCUGUUUUGUGAAAUGUCAGUAAAAAGAGAAACUUCUUAUCAUCUGUAAACUCGAGAAAAAUAUGUUCUCUGGUCUAGGCCUCCUUUAUCAGAGGGAAGUGGAGAUGCAUGCCAAAGAGGCUUUCAUUAUCUGUUGUUUACAAUGUUUGUUUAACUUAAAGCUCCUGUAAAGACUUUUCAGCUGGUUAUGAAACAGUCGGAAAUUAAUAAAAAUGCUUCUAUGCAUCCUAA